Messenger RNA from Andrographis paniculata, 2553 nucleotides. Its product is annotated as aluminum-activated malate transporter 4-like. Lineage: Eukaryota; Viridiplantae; Streptophyta; Magnoliopsida; Lamiales; Acanthaceae. The transcript is spliced from 6 exons. Bases 175 to 1926 code for a protein of 583 amino acids. Gene Ontology annotation, biological process: malate transport. The record is from RefSeq and is a predicted model, not a curated record. Gene Ontology annotation, cellular component: plant-type vacuole membrane.
UUUCGAUCCAGAUUGGCCCUUUUCAACUAUCAAUAUUAAAUAAGAGAAUAAAAAAAAAAUUAAGGGAGAAGAAGCAUUGGCAGCCAUUAGUUUUAUUUAAAGUUCAACGCCGGGUCUCUAUCAAGUGAUCCUCCUUACUUGUGUUGUGUAUUGGCCGGAGACGCGCCGCCGUCCAUGGCUGCUCCGAGCAUGGGGUCUUUGAGGCAAAGCUUUGUAAACAGGAGUAAAGACAGAUUGCUCUCCAGAAAGUAUUACUCCGGCGGAGCAUUUGAUGACUCUUUCGUCUCCCUCUCCCGCGAAGGCUGCUGCCAUCGGAUUUCUCAAGCGCUUUCCGAUUGGUGGAACUAUGCCAAGGGUUUUGCAAUCAGUGCGUACGGAAUGGGAAGAUCCGAUCCUAGAAAGGCAAUUUUUGCCGCCAAGAUGGGAUUCGCCUUGUCUCUCGUUUCAAUCCUUAUUUUCUUCAAAGAGCCGAUGAGUUACAUUAGCCAGCAUUCGAUUUGGGCGAUUCUCACUGUGGUAGUAGUCUUCGAGUUCAGCAUAGGUGCUACUCUGAGCAAAGGUUUCAAUCGUGCCCUAGGGACCUUCUCUGCCGGAGCUCUAUCUCUAGGGAUUGCAGAGCUGUCUGUGUUGGCCGGUCCGAUGCAAGAGGUGGUGAUUGUGAUCAGCAUUUUCAUUGCCGGCUUUUUUGCUAGUUAUUUGAAGCUGCAUCCUUCUCUUAAGCAAUACGAAUACGGUUUUAGGGUGUUCUUGUUGACAUUUUGCAUCGUUUUGGUAUCCGGAAGAUCGAAUUUCUUCCAAACAGCAUCUUCCAGAUUGGUGCUGAUUGCAGUCGGUGCCGGCGUUUGUUUGCUUGUAAAUGUGUGUAUAUUCCCCAUCUGGUCCGGCGAAGAUUUGCAUAAACUAGUUGUGAAGAACUUCAAGGGAGUUGCUACGUCUCUAGAUGGCUGUGUAAAUAUGUACUUGCAAAGCGUCGAAUACACGAGGAUUCCAUCGAAAAUCUUGGUGUACCAGGCAUCUGAUGAUCCCCUGUACAAGGGGUAUCGAACUGCUGUCGAGUCGACUAGCCAAGAAGAAUCUCUGUUGAGUUUCGCAGUAUGGGAGCCGCCUCACGGGCGUUACAAAAUGUUCCGGUACCCAUGGCACGAAUAUGUCAACGUAAGCGGUGCUCUAAGGCAUUGUGCAUUCAUGGUGAUGGCGAUGCACGGAUGUAUACUCUCCGAAAUACAGGCGCCAUCUGAAUUACGACAAGUCUUUAGGGAUGAGAUUCGGAGGGUCGGAACCGAGGGAUGUAAAGUGCUACGGCUGCUCGGCGAAAAGGUAGAUAAGAUGGAGAAAUUACCGGCCGGCGAUGUGCUCAAGGAGGUUCACGAAGCAGCCGAGGAUUUGCAGCUGCUGAUCGACCAAAAAUCGUUUCUUCUGGUGAGGGCCGAGAGUUGGGCAAGCGAGAAACGACCGGAGAAAUUCAAAGAUCCCGAACGGCUACAAGAGCUUAAGGACAACGAAAACAAGCCGCCGUUGAUGAGCUCGCUGGCUGACUCGACUAAUACGAGAUCGACGCAGACAUUGCGUAAUUACGAUGCGCAGAACCCGAACGCGAGCUAUAACAUGUCGUGGGGUUCUGGAACGGAUCUUUUUCGACAGCAGACUAUGUGGCCGUCGCGGCUUUCGCUCAUCGGGGAAUCUGCUAUUCCCAACGAGCGCGAAGCGCAGACGUACGAGAGUGCGAGCGCAUUGUCUCUUUCGACUUUUACGUCUCUGCUCAUUGAAUUCGUGGCACGGCUCGACAACAUUGUGAACUCGUUCCGAGAACUCAGCGAGAAAGCCCGAUUCAAGGAGCCUGCUGAUCAUUUAUCCAGAGCGGGAACCGUCGACCGCGGCUCCUGGGGCAGACGGCUUUUGCGAUGCAUCUGCUGCUGCAAUAAUUGAUUGAUCGAGAUCGAUCGAUCACUCGUUCGAUUAAUCGAAUCGAAUAUUUCUCAAAAGUUAUGUUUUGUUACAUACUUAUAAUACCAAAGAGAAUGCCGGCUUCAAAUACUACGGUGUUGUUAUUCAGAAAAACUUCAGGUUCUUUCGAUUACGAGUAUCUCUUAACAUCAAAAACCAGAUGAACGGACGGAUAGGAUUCAAGAUCAAGAAGAAGCCUGCGCUGCCGUCGAUUUUCCGGCAACCAUCGCCAAAACUGACUCCGACUCCUCCGGAAACACACCGAGCUUCCACAGGAGCCUUUCGACCAGCUCGCCGGCAGCAUACGACACCCCCGACGCCAUCAGCCCGAGGAUCACGAACGACGCGACUGAUUUCAGGUAACGUUUCGGCGGGCGCUGCACGUACGCUUUUGCGACGGCCAGCCCGGAAAUGCAGACAACGGAAGCUGCCGCGACGACCACCAGUUUCAGCUGCUUAUCGUCUGUCCUCCGGAACGAAAGACCGUACGCCACUGGAGGCACCAGCCCGAAAAGCAGGUACGACGUUACGACAGCCACCGCGUGGAUUACGAAAUUCUCCCUCCGGCCGAGGACAUCCCUGUAACGAUCCCUUCGAUCGAUCGGUUGC